GGUCAUUACGUUGAUGCGAGCAACUGCCAACAGCAAGCGUGUCACAGACGCGAUCGCGUCCUUCAUCCGUUUGAGCCUGGAUCGAGCUGAUGACGGAAAAGAGGGGGGAGGAGGGACUACAUGUCUUUGGGCGCUGCGGAGGAAUAUCGCGAAGCGCUGUCGGUGUGUAUGCCAGCGGCGUGUGGCGCGUGCGCCGCAGUGCACGUGAGGCGUGCGGCGGGAGCUGGAUGUCUGCGCGGAAGCUCUCUAUUUACUAGCGGUGCUGCGGUCUGAACGUUAGCUUCUCUCUCUCUCGUUCUUUCUCUCUCUUGCUUGGCAAAGCAAGCGACAGUUGGCUCAGAUAUCGCGCGACUGGCAAAAUGGUCGAUAACACAGCCUUCCUCACCCUGGCCCUCCCGUGCUUGCCGGUGCUCCUAGCGCAGGCUUUCAAUUGUUCCGGCACUGCCUAGAGAUACAAGAAGGCUCACUGUUGAAAAUCCCACCGGGGUUAGGAACCACCUACUGGGUCAGCCAUGCCAUCCCACCAGCUGUCGCCAGUGUUAAAUGCAAAUGAACAAAACUGAUGGGCCACGCUGGGUCGUGCUAGUUGUUGUUGUUGUUGUUCACCUUGCAUAACAACUCUUAGGUGUGAUUUUUUUAUUAUUAUUAUUUAAUUGGUGAAAUGACAGUGAAGUAGGCGGCACGACCACUGCUGGCAGAACACACUGCAGCAGGACCAAGACGAGACGGAGCGAGGGGCCUCGCUUCUCUCUCUCUCAAAGGCGUGUGUCUCAGGAUUAAGUGCUGUGCAGUGCCGUGCCGUGCUGUGUUGUUGCUGCUGCAACUGUUGUUGCCUUCACGUGGUGGCGACUGACUUGCUGUGCUCCUCGCGUGACCCCGUCACUUGUGCUUAUCAGCAGUGCGUGCAAGCGUGAUGACCUAGUCUCCAGUCUCUCCAGCAACCUUUCCUCGUGUAUCCGGUCACUCCACUUACCCAACCACCCACCCACCCGCACCCAGCCUGCCCCACCCCGAGUCUCUGUCUCUCCGCAUCUGACGUCGCACGAACGAACGGCGUAGGUGAUAGCGAGGUGUUUGCUCUGGCUCUGGACGUUCGCCAUGUAGGCGACGGUCGCUUGGAGGAUCGCAGAGGAGGACCCCACAGGCCGGUAUGAGAUGGUCGGAGGUUAAAGCGGCCGCUAACCUCCCGACAACAGCGACUUCACUCGCGUCUGCUUCCAUUUCGUCGAUUUCCUCUGCUUCCACGGACAUCGGUCUUGCAGCAUCUCCGGCAAACGCUAAUCGUAGUGGUAUCAGCGGUGGUUGUCGCAGCUGUGAUGAUGAUGGUGGUGGCGGAAGUGGCGGCGGUGGUACUGGUGGUGGUGGAGUUGGUGUGAGUGGUAGCAGCUGUGCCGUCCUUGGUGUAGUAGUAGUAGCUGCGAGCGGCGACUGCGACGCUGACGACGACGGUCCCUGGAGUAAAGAGCUGCAACACCGUACUCACCUCAUCCUUCACGCGCCCACUGCAUCGUUGUGGUCGCUGCUGUUGUUGUUGUUGCUGCUGCUGUUGUCGUAGUUGACGGAGCAUGCGUAGCAGUGUCUGUGCUGGCGGCGCGGUGGAUGUGUAGAGGCCCCCGACAAUGCCUGUACGCAGGGGGCACGUGGCUCCGCCGAACAUUUUCAUCGACACUAUCAUUCGGAAGUUCGAUGGCCAGAACCGGAAGUUCAUCAUUGCCAAUGCUCAGGUAGAGUCGGUGCCUAUCAUCUUUUGCAACGAUGGCUUCUGUGAGCUCACCGGGUACUCUCGGGCAGAAGUCAUGCAGAAAUCCUCCGUCUGCGACUUCUUACACGGUCCACUGAGCAGCUCCUUUGCUAUCAUGCAGCUCAAACAGUUUCUUCAGGGGACGGAGGAGAAGCAGGUGGAGAUUCUGUACUACAAGAAAGACGGCUCCAAGUUCCUGUGCAGCGUGCUCGUGGCUCCUGUCAAGAAUGAGAAUGGAGAGAUAAUCAUGUUUAUUAUCAACUAUGAAGACAUCACAGACACUGCCGCGAAAAAUGACAUCAAGAAAUUUCAAAACAAUCGCCAUCAGAGCUUCAAGCUGCGUCUGCCGUCCAUACGAAGGGACAUUCGUUCCAAGGCGAAGGCCAUCGAAAAGAUCCCGGAUCCAGAAAAUCCACCCAUUCCGGAAGAAGCGGUCCCCCUAAGUCAGUUAGGGUCAGAGGACAGCGACCUUGGCAGAGGGGAGGAUAGGCUAGGUGCCCAGGACAGACUGAUUGGGGAAGAUGAGGAGAAAGAUGAUGGCGAGAAAUGGGAGGACGAGAAAGAUGAAAAACCUUACACAGUUUCUUUUGUGUUCCACAAAGGCCGGCCCCGUGCCCACACAUUAGACUUAUCAGGUCCUACUCGAAAUCACGUGAGACCGCAGGUGGGUCAGUCGGUCAGUGACCCGGAGCUGGGUCGUCACCAGAUGAAGCAGAUGUCCGGCAGCGUGGUCAGCCUGUCAGGAGACGACAGCAAGAAGCACCCGGAGCGGGACGGGGUGGCCUCCUCCGCCAGGGGCCUGCUGCUGCCCAGCGUCCAGAACAUGAAGCAGAACGUGUCGGAGAAAGUUGCACAGGUGUUGUCGCUGGGCGCAGACGUCGUCCCCGAGUACAAGCUGCAGUCGCAGCGCAUCCAUCGCUGCACCCUCUUGCACUACUCCCCCUUCAAGGCCGUGUGGGACUGGAUCAUCCUGCUGCUGGUCAUCUACACCGCCAUCUUCACGCCCUACGCCGCGGCCUUCCUCCUGUCCGAGGAGAAGAAGCACAAGACGCGGGCGAGCGUGGAGAGUCGUUACUCCGAGCCCAUGACCAUCAUUGACCUCAUCGUGGACAUUAUGUUCAUCUUUGACAUUUUCAUCAACUUUCGCACCACCUACGUCAACAAGAACGACGAGGUGGUCAGCCACCCGGGCAAGAUCGCCGUCCAUUAUUUUAAGGGCUGGUUCUUGAUAGACGUGGUGGCGGCCAUUCCCUUUGACCUUCUCCUCUUUGGCUCGGAGACCGACGAGACGACGACCCUGAUAGGACUGCUAAAAACGGCGAGGCUGCUUCGCUUGGUGAGGGUGGCCCGCAAGCUGGACCGGUACUCCGAGUAUGGCGCUGCCGUGCUCCUGCUCUUGAUGGCGACCUUCGCCCUCAUCGCCCAUUGGUUGGCGUGCAUCUGGUACGCCAUCGGAAACAUGGAGCGCAACAUGGCGCAGGGCGGUCAGCCGCGGAUUGGCUGGCUGGACGAGUUGGCCCGUCAGACCCGCCAGCAUUACAACGUGUCGGACGUCAACAGCGGCCCCACCAUCAAGUCCAAGUACGUCACGGCCCUCUACUUCACCUUCAGCAGCCUGACCAGCGUGGGCUUCGGCAACGUGUCCCCCAACACUAACUCGGAGAAGAUCUUCUCGAUCCUCAUCAUGCUGAUCGGAUCGCUGAUGUAUGCCAGUAUCUUCGGUAAUGUCAGUGCCAUCAUCCAGCGAUUGUACUCCGGCACCAUGCGCUACCACACCCAGAUGCUACGGAUAAAAGAGUUCAUCCGCUUCCAUCAGAUUCCAAACCCGUUAAGGCAGCGCUUGGAGGAGUACUUUCAGCAUGCUUGGUCCUUCACCAACGGCAUCGACAUGAACAUGGUCCUGAAGAGUUUUCCAGAAUGUCUUCAGGCCGACGUCUGCCUCCACCUUAAUAGAAACCUCCUCAACAACUGCCCGGCCUUUAAAGGUAACUUCUGUCAGGGAGCCAGUCCUGGAUGUCUGAGAGCCCUUUCCAUGAAGUUCAAGACUACACACGUGCCACCUGGGGACACACUAGUACACCGUGGGGAUGUACUGUCAGCUCUGUAUUUCAUCUCUCGUGGGUCAAUUGAGAUUCUGCGUGAUGACAUUGUUGUUGCUAUUCUUGGGAAGGAUGAUGUGUUUGGUGAGAAUAUGUGUAAAUAUGCCACUGUUGGCAAAUCCAGCUGCAAUGUGAGGGCUCUCACUUACUGUGACCUCCACAAGAUCCACCGGGAUGACCUUCUAGAGAUUUUGGACACUUACCCAGAAUUUGCUGACUUGUUCAUCAGAAACCUAGAGGUCACCUUUGAUCUCAGAGAUGAGGAGUUGAUGGUCCGCAUACCAGAUGGUAACAUCGGCUCGAGGUCACGUUUCUUCUGCAACAGGUCCUUUCAAAACAUAGACAGCUCUCAGGGUUUGGAAGACUAUGUGCCCCUUUCUGCACUUGCAGAUUAUCCAGAGACCUGCAGCUUCCGACCCUCAAGAUCACACCAUCCUCAGCAGGCAUCUAUGCAUCCCGAUCAUCAGUCUUACCCCUCAAGUGAGGAAGACAUCCGGGAGUCAGGUGCAGGCAUUCUCGAGUUCUCCACAGCCAAGGCAGGUCAAGAUAUAACGCCUGCCAACUAUGACUUUGAGAUGAAAGAGGAGAAGAAGAAAACAUCUGCUGGAUUUUCUAACCUUGCUGUUGGUGCUCUGUCCAGUGUCAACACUCUAGUCCAGGCUGUGACCAGUCGUUAUGAAGGCAAGAAAAGUCAGGAGAUGGCACCACUGCUGCAGGAACAUAGUGCCAGUCCAGAAGCCCAGCUGAAAGGGACAUCCACAUCCAGCAUGCCCAAGUCAACAUCCAGCAUGACAUUACCUGUUUCCCUCCCUUCCAGUCUCUCCCAGACAGAUGAUAUGACAUCUGGGAUGGGAGGGGGACUUCAAACGCUUGCCCCAACAUCAGAUUUUCGUCAUGUUCUCCAUGCUCCACCCUCGCCCCUGCAUGUGGAACGCCGUUUGGAUGAGUUAGCAAGGCAACUCACUCAGCUGGAGAGAAAGAUGAGUCAGGACAUUGCUCUCAUUCUGCACGUCCUUCAGCACCAAGGAACACCCAUGUCACCUCCCCCUCCUCCUCCUCGUAUGCCCGAUAUAGAAGGCUUUCCUGCUCCUCCUGAUUAUUUAUCUCUCUCACCUGAAAGCUUUCCUUCUCCUCCAGGAAUGCACCAGGCACCUGGCAUGGAGAUGACACCAGAAUCCAGGUGGGCCAUGCAGCAGAUCCUUAGUCCUGAUGUCGGAGACAUUAGAUCUGGACUUCUACCAUCUGGGCAUUCACCUACUUCUCCCUCUAGCCAUUCCGGAAUUACCACUGGUGUUACUUCUCUUGAGUCAAAGACAACUGCCUUUUCCCCUCCUGCUCCCCACCCACCACCACUGCCACCUUUUUCAGGCGGGUUUGCACUAGGAGCUGGUCCUCUUCCACAUCCUGACUCAUCAGUUGCAUCAUCACUGGCAUUGCCAGAGGAGCAAGAACUGACAUCAUCACCAUCAUCUUCAGAAGCACACGGCGUCCAAAUUGUUUCUGGAGGCAGGCUGACAGUAGAACAGCAGAGACAGCUUGGCUUGCCAGAAGGAGUUGACAUGAAAAAUACAGUCGUGUGAUGGUUAGCAUGUCUGCAGUGUGUUGCAUGUUGAAGUGCUGUCAUAGUGUUAAAUGACAGCAGUGAGAGAAAAAAGAAAAAAAAAAACAAGAAAGAGAGGCUGUGAUACUUUUUUCCUGCCCUGCCUGCAGCACUUGAGGAGACAAUCUACUCGAGAGCAAGUAUAGAAUUUUACCAGAUUGUUGUGGGGAGUUAUAAAUUUGUUUUUAAAAACCCCAGAGAUGUCAUAUUUGCUCCCAUACCCUUUUUUUAAAUAAAAAGUUGUGCUCAUGUGUUAUGGAGGUGUGGGGACUUGAAUGUGACAUGAUUGAUCAUGAAACGCUUGUGACAGCAAGAGAUAGUUCUUGGAGAUUUCCUUUUUAGGCUGAAUAUUGGAUGAAUUAUUUUGAUGCAAAUGCAAGCAGAUUACUGUCAAAGAUAAAUGUCCAAGAAAUACUAAAGACAACGUGCCAAAAACAUGUGCAGCAGCUAAAUAAUCAGCAUGACUGCUUGCAUGAAUAUCGGCAACCAUCCUACAAGACUAGCUCAUGAUCAGGCGGUCAUUAUGAACACAUGAAGAAGUGUGUGACUGCUUUUUUGAAGUGUGUGUUCUACUGCAAAGAUGUGGAACAGACAAGAUUCAUCUUGGAUCACUCAAGGAAUAUCACUCAGUGCUUGUGCUCGGCAAGUCACACUUUAUGGUUAUGGCCAUUAUUCAUGCACAGGAUCUGAACUUGUUAGAUGUGUGUAAAUGAAAAUGUCUCUAAGGGCAUCACCGUAAGAAGAAAUGUGUGAGGAGGUGCUUCAUACGAGGUCUUUUAUUUGUUUGCAUUGGUACAACUAUAUCUCAGUUGGUCCUGCCUAUUUUGUCAUUGUAAAAUUCAAACCAUUUCUUCUCACUUCAUUUUCAGUGAGAUAAGAAUUCUGGAACUAUUAUUUUUAAAUUUUAUAAGUAGUACAACCUCUAAGAUUGCAAUUUUAAAUUUACAGAAUGCUCUCAUAGAUAUAUUGCAAAUUACUUGAAAAUUACGUGCUUUUUACUUGGGGUUGGGUGGGAGAGUAGAAACAAGAUUCAUGAGUAUGCACAUGUUGAUAUUCGUUAAUUAAUGCUGCAUCAUUUAUAUGAUACUAGAGGGUAUCAUUUUAUAACCUUUGGCUGAAAUGGCAGAAAUCAGUAGUCCUACUCAUAAGACCUCUAACAUGCUAACUUUAAGGCUGCAUAAAUAUGUGUUUGAUAUAACAAUUGGCAGAAAUUUUAUGAAAAUGUUCCUUGCUGAAAAGCAGCAUGUGAUCAUUCCAAUAAAUAUAUCAACAUCACUCUUUAGACAGCUUAAAAUGUGCAAAGACAACACCAUAUUCCACCUUUUAUCUAGUUGUUGGCACAGUUUAACUAAACUUAUAAGUACUUCUUGUGUUGUAGGCUCAAAUACAAAUUUGUGAAACUGUAGUUGCGCAAAUAUGUUUGUAAGUUGCUUCCUUUAUGGGGCUUUUAUUUGAUGGGGAGAUCAACAAAUCAUCAAAGCAAUAAUGAAGAUUUGUUAAGCUUAUAGCAAUAUAUCUCUUCUGCAAUCACAAUUCUCUUGCUCUAUUAAGUUUUUUCAAAAUUUAGCAAGAUUUUCAAUCGGCUUUACACCAUAGCAGACAUUUACUUAUAUUUUUUAUGCUUCUGAUAGUUUAUCUGUUUUUUAGGGGAACAUGUUUCAGCUACUUUUCAGUCUCUCCCUUCAGCUCUUCUAUUCAGUGUCCUAUUUUAAGCAUGAACUAAGUCUUAGGUGAGGAAGUGUCACCUAUUUAUAAAAUCUGCAAUGGAUUUUUUUAAUGGCAAGUUAAUAUAUAUGGGUCAAGACUUCAGAAGGGAAGUUUAUUAUACUCUAUGACUGUUUACUUGCAAGAUUUAUUUUAUCGUUUUAAAGAGUCUGCAACAAAAUAAUUUCUGCUAAGGUAUUUUUAAGAGGUAGUAUUUCUUGUAGUAUUUAUAGUUUGUUAUUUUACUUUUUUGAAUAAGUGGUGCAACCAAUAAACAUUAGUUAACACUUUUGGAAAGUUACCUAAGCUAGUAAAUAUAGCAAUCAAUUCUAAUUGAGGAUAAUUUUACCCAGAUUCCAAGCUGAAAGCUCAUUCAAUAUCCAGCUCAACUUAAAAAAAAAAAAAAAGAAGAAAGAAAAUCUCAUAACAUGGUGUGCAUGGAUAGUGGAGGAGCUAUAGUAAAUAGUAGAGAAAAGCAUCAGUCAGAAAUUGAGGACAGUCUAUUUAUUGAGAAACAGCUUUGUUUAACUUUUAGUAAACAAAUCGCUCAGGCAUUUACCUUGAUUAAUAAAUUAAGCCAUUGUUUUAAUCUUGAAAAAUGUGGUUCCUUAUAAUGCUCAUAUCCCUCUGAAUCUCUAUUUCUUAAAACUUUUUUGGCAUCCCUUUUGGCAUCUGCAUUUCCAUCACAGAAACUUCACUCAAAAGAAUAAAUAAAAAGUAAGAACAUUGUAUCACUUGUACAGUUUCUUUCUUCCUACACACAUGCAUACACCCUUGAACUCACCUACCAACUACCUCCAUUCAGGCCAUCCGAAACAAUUUAUGAUCUGCCAUAUCUAUCAAUAUUAUGAAAUCAUCGGUGACUUUCAGUGUACUGCACUUAAAGCAUAGCACAUUUUGGCCUUAAAAAAAAAUCUCUUACGAUGAUCGAACUGCAUGAGCUGUUGUUCUAAAGUGAAUUACAGUGUCAUAUCUAAAGAUGAUAAGUGAGGUUCUUUACACCAUCGAACAUUUUUGUGAAAACUGUUAUGGCAUACUUACAAUUCUUUAUGUCUUUCUUUACAUAUAAGUUUUCUGUAACAGUCUUAAGUAAAAUUUCUAUUCUGAAUUGAUUUCAUUCUGCCCAAGCAAUAGUUUGUGCUAUGGUUUGUCUCCCCUUUAUUGGUUUUCAACUGUUUGUGCACUAGUUAUCAUCUGCACUUGUUGCCUUCAUUCAGUGUUCAGUUUUAAAAAACAGUAUUGACAAUGCAAUUUUUAUAGUAUAAACAUAAGCAUGUUUACAUUUACUCAGAACCUUCAUCAUGACUUAUCUCAAACUAAUUGUGCUGUGCAACAUGUCUCAAUCUCCCCAGUGAUCACAAGGCGGCGAUAAUUGUUAUGACUAUGUUUAUAUCUUCCUUGCAUGUAUUGCUGCUACUUGCUAUAGUGUCAGACCUAGGCAUACUUCAUGAGAAAUUUUAAUUUUUUUCUUUUUUUUUUUUCUCUUCACCCUCACCCCACACUUUACCUGUUGUCCUGUCCCCACACUAUCUGAUGCUCCAGCAGUCAUCUUGCUUUACAGGCCACUUUAUUCUGUACCAACAAUUUUGGUGUUAUCGUUGUACAUGUUCUUGUCUCCAGAAACUUUGGUAUGGAGUAGGUUGUGACAAACAGAUAAAUGAUAAUCAUGAUAUUUAUUCUUUGCUCUGAGAUGUCCUUGACCUAUCAGACCCUGUAUUUCUGGUUCUUGUGGCUAAUCUCCUGUGUACUACUUUAAAUUAGGAACAUCUCCAUCACUGGCAUAUUUUUUCCAUACCUAUCUGGGAUGUACAGACAAUUUAUAGACUCUCCCAUAAUCACUUAGGCACUAACACUGUCCAAGCUUUUAUAUUUUUAUUAUUUAAUUUAUUUAUCAAAAAGAGAGAUGGCGGGUUCUAAUGUUUGUGAACUUAAACUCAAGACUUGCUCAGACUUGGAAAAACAUUAAACUUUAAUGAAAAAAACAUAAACAUUCACAAAUAUUCUUUUUCUAAUCUUUCAAAAUACAAGUUAAGUUUAUGUUGAAAAAAUUGUUCCCUAAAGAUGCUUUUGUUUUAAUGUUUUGCACAGUCAUACAAAUCUGCAAAUGCUUCUUGUGAUUAGGUAUUGUUAUGAUGGUCAGGAAGUUGGCUUAUUGUUAGUAAACCAUUAAGCCCUGUUCCAUUAGGAAGGUGCCUGCCACUGAACAUACCAACACACUGGAUGAACUUCAGUUAAGUACAUUUUUGAAAAAAUUAGGAAUCUUAAAUGAUUUCAUCCCUCAUUUUCUCUACUCUUGCAAGUGCAGGUAUUAUUAGCGUGUUCUUUGAAGUGCUGUGCAAUAAUUUUUUGCUUUAAGCUAAAAACUCUAUGUGAGACUGGUGGAAAACUCUACCCAUCCCUUUACUCCCUAUAUCACCAUCAGAAAUAAAAUCCACAAAGUUGGAGGUACUUCCAAAGAUGAUGUUGCUUGAUCACCCACUGUUUGUCAAACCCCAUUCCAAGAAAAUGAUGUUAAAACAUUCCUUUACCCAACAAUUUUUUUAUAUUUACCUGUUAGUUUGAAAAGAAUUGCAUAAAUUUGUUGUAGAAGGUAAUGUGCUGUGUUACUAAAAAAAUAGUGCAUUCUAAACAUCUUUAAUAUAUAUACAGGGAAAAAAGGGGCGGUGUAUUAUUUACAAAAGCAGCCUAGAACCAAUUCUGUUUAUAUAUAAAUAUAUCGUUUCGCUAAGAAUAAUGUUGCAUCUGUUCAGGUCAUUAGCAUAGCAACUGAGCUCAACAAGAUCGAUACCAUUAGAAAAAUGUGUGUCAAAAAGUAUGUACAUGCAGUGUAAGCCAUAAAUACAUUCAGAAGAAAAGAGAUUCACAGUGUUAUGCACUGUAUAAUGUAAAUGCGGUCAAAACUUUUGUGUCAUUGAAGAGAUUCCACUAGGGAAAUAGAAAACCCUGGGCUGAAUGGUUGUGUAGAGGUAGAUGGUAGUCAUAGUGAAAAAGUACAACCUGGUCAUAUGAAGAACGUUUGAGAUCUGUUCAUUAAUUUGAUGCUGAUCCUGCGUAGAAGUUCACACUGUGUCAUGACUGCAUGAGCUUGAUUUACCCUUAAGCCCCCAUAUUUCAUAGAGGUCGCCAAUGCACAUAUUUGUACAGUCAUGGAUGUCUGUGAUGUAAAAUAUGGUGAUUUCAAACAAGGUAAAAAAAAUGAAAAGCAGAUUCUUUUCAGUGGUCUGAAAAUCCUGAGGACACCUUUCAAAAGAACUUUUGUUUAAAGUACGAGCCUUUGGUGGCAAUCCGCUAAGGUAGAAAGAUGAGUACUCAAUGGAGUUUUGAAACUGACUUACUCUAUGGUGUUUCAGUUAAUGUUCAACCUAUAGUUUAUUUUUUUGGCAUACCCAUUAAUGAAUUUGGUUACAUUUGUUUUCGAUAGUUUUAGGACUGGUGGUCAGUUUGCAAAGAGAGCUAUUAAUUUCAAAGCAUACAACUCGCAUCCACUAGUAAGACGGAGAAAAUUCUUUAGUCAGAAUUUACAUAAGUAUUUUGCAGUUGGGGGUUGAUAAGCAUUCCUUAUAGUGGCACAGAAAACUUAAGUGUUUGUAUCAAGUGCUGUGCCUUUAGCUCUCAUGUAUUUCAUAAAGAGAAAAAGGAACUAGUGUUCCAGGAGUCUCUACAAAAUGCAAUAAGAAAUGUAGCAAGGUGAAGCUUACAGUAUUUUUUUUUUUAGGAAGGAAACACUUGUGAACAAGACUAUUUAAUAACUUGUAUUCUUCAAUUCCAGAAUUUCUGUGCCUUUAUCAUUGUUACAGGUUGGGGGGAAAGCAACCAUACCUCUCAUGGUUGGUGUCAAACAUUAGAAAAAAAGUCUUUUUUCAGUCCUGUAAAGGGAUUAUUUUACUUUCAAAUAAUGUUUUAGAACAUUUUAAUAUCUGAAACAGUUUUCAGGAGACUGGUACGUGCUUUUAUCAAAAGGGCAAACAUUUGCAAUGAAGACUUCUGUUAAACACAUUACAUAGCACAAGGGUGCAAGGAUGGGAAAAAUCUAUUUCAUGGGUUAUUAUAGGAUAGACAGGACACAUACCAGUAUAUGAUGGAUCAUAUAUGUAUGCUUCUUAUCGGUUGUCUGUGCUGUGGUAACUGGGAGAGUCAGGGAGCAUACAUGCUGAGCAAAUACUAAUGUUUAAGUUAAUAAUCGUGUAUGACCUGUGAAUAUGGUAUAUAUCCAAAUGGCUGUUGGAGGGG
Messenger RNA from Pomacea canaliculata, 11374 nucleotides. Its product is annotated as potassium voltage-gated channel subfamily H member 6-like. The coding region runs from base 1620 to 5420 and encodes 1266 amino acids. Gene Ontology annotation, biological process: membrane repolarization during action potential; potassium ion transmembrane transport. NCBI's taxonomy places the organism in Eukaryota, Metazoa, Mollusca, Gastropoda, Architaenioglossa, Ampullariidae. Gene Ontology annotation, molecular function: inward rectifier potassium channel activity. The transcript has 20 exons. The record is from RefSeq and is a predicted model, not a curated record. Gene Ontology annotation, cellular component: membrane.